Molecule: messenger RNA, 3084 nt
Organism: Armigeres subalbatus
Lineage: Eukaryota; Metazoa; Arthropoda; Insecta; Diptera; Culicidae
Exons: 5
Coding region: 1067-2740 (557 amino acids)
Source: RefSeq, a predicted model, not a curated record
UUCGCGACAGCAAAACACUACGCAAGCGUUUGCAGCCGGCAGAUACAGCGGGUUCGUCGUCUGCUUGCCUCGGUGUCUUUUGAAGUCUCUUGUAGUGUAGUCUUGAUUCCCCCCAAUCGAUAGAAGUUGCUCCAGAGUUUUCGACGUCUAGUGCGAUAUAAGUAAUAUGAGUGCAAGAAUGAAGAUUAUCUAAGUUCAAAACGACAAAUUGUGCCAUUUUCAACGAAAAAAUAUCAAGUGCUGAUGGACUCAGAUAACGUGAAGUGCAUAUAUCGUUCGUGAAUUGCUGCAAAAGAGUCCAUGAAGAAGCUCAUUGCGGCUUCCAUCAUCAGAAGAACAUAACGAUAACGUUCCCUACGUCGCAACAUUUAUGGUUCAUAUUUUGCGUGCCCUCGGUGAUUAACGAUAAAGAAAAGUGGAAGUGAAGUGAACUGCGCUGUACUGUUGCCAUUGUGUCCAAGUAGCAUCCCGCCCGCCCGGAAGGAGAGUCACGCCGCCGAAACAAAAGUGGAUUUGAACAUCACAGGGAUGCCAGAUGUGGAGCAUGUUUGAGAACAUUUAAAAUGAAGAUGAAGUUAGUUUUGUGAGGGCACUUUAGAAAAUUCUAAAAAUAUGUGAGCUUUUCGUAAUAUAUAAAAACUGUUGUAGCAAGUUGCGAACCUAAAUUCUGGCUCGGUGAAUUUGGGUUCUGAAAUAAUUAAACACUUUUGAAAAUGCAAAGUUCUUUUCCGUGUAAUUGUGUUUAUUUCUGAUGCUUAAUUACUGUGCGUGCAAUAAAGUAGUGUUUCAUAGCCGAACCGUGAGAUUUCAGUGGACCAACAAUAUUCGACAUAACUGAUCUACGGAUUGCAUAUUGGGUGUAAAGCAAACAGACGAAAAUAGGCGAGUUGUUAUCAAAGAAGCUAACAAGGAUUAAUCAUUCAAGGACAGUUUGAUAACAGUUCGCGGACUUCAACUACCUUUCCAUCAUCACCAUCAUCAUCAUCACCGUCGCCGCCAAUACCAGAGCAGCAGCUUCAGCAUCGUCGCCGUCGUGAAGUGGCCACCAGUGGCCGCGGCGGGCAUCAUGGGUGUUCAACGUUACAAAUUAAUAUUUAUACUGAUAUUUUUCAUCCACACAUCAACCGAUGCCGCCGCAGAAGCCAGUGCCGCUGGCGAUCCUCACGCCACAGCUGCCGUUUACCAUCAUCAGCCACAGCAGCAACAGCAGCAGCAGCACCAGCAGCGGCAUGGUGGCCGCGUAGGGUCGCCCAUCGCGAGUUCAGAUAACAAGGGACGAACACUGUUCUCGCCGCGCCUUGAGUACAACGAAUGGCAUCCCGUCGGCCGGGGUGACCCAUUGAAAAACGAUCCAACCUAUGACUACAGUCCACCUGUGCUCGAACGAGUGCGUUACUGGCCUGAAAAUAAAGCCAACAAGGACAAAUCAAGUGACAUCCUACUUCUCGGAGUGCCAUCAAAGAAAUCUAGUGCCAAUGUCGAGCACCAGUGGGCUAAUAAUAACGGUCCCAUUCGACGCAAUUACUAUCACCAGCAGAUCAACGAGUUACCGACAGUACUGAUGCCACCUCCUCUGAACAACCACCUUCAACCCGACGAUGUCUACCUUUGGACGCAAGCUACCACUCACCAAGUGCAACGCUAUGAACCACAGGCAGAAGGAUUCCGGUAUAGACCUGGCCCGCCAUCGCAACCCAGUCAAAGCUUCGUUAACCAAUAUUCAGGUCAAAAACACAACGAGCCAUCCAUGCAUCACGCCACACCAUACCAGCAGCAACUGCAAGCAAAUCCCAGUCAGCAAUACACGACUACAAUUCGCCUCACAUCUCCGAGUGAAUUUAGUUCCAAAAAGCCAAUCCUCCACACCAUCCUACAAAACGAAAAAGCCUACCCUUUCACUAAAACCUCCAUGAGCGGCGGCGUAACGGAGUACACAUCCAGCUACUAUAACCCUCAGUACAUCAACGCCAUGGCGACCACAAUAAUCCAUCCUCCCCAAACCACAGAAUAUCUCACAUCCGAAUCCUCCAACACGCUACCUCCCGUAAGCACCGACAUCAAGGCACCCCUCGUAACAUCAGCUGUAUUUAUUCCCCCAAUGACAUCCACUACCACUACCACAACACCUACACCCCCACCAGCACCAACCACUCCCGCCGACCCCUUCCUAGCGCACCUCCAACAAGCCCAACCGAAAGCCCCGCUCUACCUAAUCAUCGAAGGCCAUUCAAAGGUCAAAACCUACGGUCUGAACAACAACGACACCUUGAUGCAGCUGCCGAAAAUGGUUCCGGUGGUAGGAGCGAAGGACCCCAUAGUGCGACACGUUGUCAAUCGAGAUGAAGUUGGCGGUGCCGCCACCAUACCUCGCAUCACGAUGAACCCGGUUAUGACGUCAACGAUGGCACCGGUGAUGAUUUCCGUUUCCGAGGAGGAAACCAGCGCAGAGAAAUCCGCUGUGGAUUCGUUGCUCAGUCUGUUGGGUUCAUCGUUUGGCGAUUACUUUUCGAGUAAGGAUGCGAACGGUAACUCGAUUGACAGUGCCGAAAGCGGGGACAAGGAUUCUAAAUCGAGGAGGAAUGUUCGCAGCGUAGAGGAGGGACAACAUUUGUACGUGAUGGGGACGUUCCAAGUGGGAGACGAAAACAGCAGGCCAGUCUCGGGAGACUACACUCCCUAUCGGAAAGGAUCGGUGUUUGAUGAAAGUGGCAAUUUCAACAGGGAAGUGUACAAGUAUUGACCAAUGGGACGGCAACGAUGAUGUGAUGAGGAAUUCAGUUCAAAAUAUGUGUUCCGAGACGAAAUGUUAAUUAGUUUGUUGCUGUUAAGUUUGAAAAAUUUACAUUUUCGUUGAAAUGCGAACGCCACUGUUAUUUCGUGGCGUGGUGAUCGAUUAUCAUGUGACCAAUUGUAUAUAGAUAACAAUAGAACGUAGAUGUAGAUGUUAUAAGCCUAAAUAAAUAAGAACCAGACAAGAGAAGAAAUUCCAACUUUCAAAUCAUUGUACAACUAGUUUAAAAUUCUCGAAGCCAUUUUUCAGCAAAAAUGUAGCAGGGUGAGAUAAUACACGGAUUUGAAUAAUGC